AUGGCCUCCAACCAACCCGGUCGUUGCUGCGCCUUGGGCCACCUGCAUGAAGGCACGCCUUCAGGCGAGGACAUCAAGAUUGGCAAGAUCGAUGCCUACCUCGCCAAGCCCACCACCACCAACCACAACAACAAGACCCUCGUGGUCUACCUCCCCGACAUCAUCGGCAUCUGGCAAAACUCCAAACUCAUGGCCGACGCCUUUGCCGCCGAGGGCUUCCCCUGCGUCGUCGUCGACCUCUUCAACGGCGACCCAGCCCCCCUCAACCCGCCCGAGGGCUUCGACCUCAUGGGCUGGCUGCAAAAGGGCAGCGACGGCAACAACCCGCACGGCGUCGAGCAGGUGGACGCCAUCACCGUCGAGGUCCUCGGGUGGGCCAAGCAGCAGGGCUACGCCAAGAUCGGCGCCGCCGGCUACUGCUUUGGUGCAAAGUAUUGCGUCCGCCACUACAAGGACGGCAUCGGCGCCACCUUUCUCGCCCAUCCGUCCUUUGUCGACGAGGAGGAGCUCGAGGCCAUCACGGGACCUCUGGCCAUCGCCGCCGCCCAGACCGACCACAUUUUCCCGGCUGAGAAACGCCACAGGAGCGAGGAGGUGCUGGCCAAGACGAGCGUGGACUGGCAGAUCUACCUGCACUCCGGUGUCGAGCACGGCUUUGCUGUCCGGGGCGACAUGACCAAGCCCCACGCCAAGCGCGCCAAGGAGCAGGCCUUUAAGCAGGCUGUCGAGUGGUUUGAGUCGCAGCUGUCGCUGGCAUAG
Emericellopsis cladophorae is the source of this 759-nucleotide messenger RNA. Its product is annotated as Protein AIM2. Bases 1 to 759 code for a protein of 252 amino acids. The transcript is spliced from 2 exons. Gene Ontology annotation, molecular function: hydrolase activity. The record is from RefSeq and is a predicted model, not a curated record. Lineage: Eukaryota; Fungi; Ascomycota; Sordariomycetes; Hypocreales; Bionectriaceae.